Molecule: messenger RNA, 792 nt
Organism: Acanthosepion pharaonis
Lineage: Eukaryota; Metazoa; Mollusca; Cephalopoda; Sepiida; Sepiidae
Source: the annotation of a GenBank genome assembly
AUGACAGACAGCGUUUGUCCUUGGGACUUCAAACCCUUCAAAUGGCUCCUUCACGUGAACUUUCUUUCUCUCUCGCCACCAUUUGUUUCAAUUUUUUAUUUUCAUUCUUCUUUCUUUUUCUCUUUUCUCCUUUCUAUCUUUCUUUACUCUUUCCUUUCUUUCUUUUCUCUUUCCUUUCUUUCUUUCUUUCUUUUUCUUUCUUUUCCUUUCCUUUUCCUCUUUCCUUUCUUUCUUUUUCCUUCUUUCCUUUCUUUUUCUUUACUCUUUCCUUGGUUUUUCUUUCUUUUCUUUCCUUUUCUUUCUUUUUUUCCUUUUUCCUUUUUUUUUUUCUUUCUUUCUUUCCUUCUUUCUUUCUUUUUUUUCUCUUUCCUUCUUUCUUUUUUUCUUUCCUUCUUUCCUUUUUCUCUUUCCUUCUUUCUUUUUCUUUCUUUCUUUCCCUUUUCUUUCUUUCUUUCUUUCCUUCUUUCUUUCCUUCCUUUCCUUUCCUUUUCUUUUUUUUCUUUCCUUUCUUUCCUUUUUUUUUCUUUCUUUCUUUCUUUCUUUCCUUUUUUUUUUCUUUCUUUCUUUCCUUCUUUCUUUCCUUUCUUUCUUUCUUUCCUUUUUUCUUUCUUUCUUUCCUUUCUUUCUUUCUUUCCUUUCUUUCUUUCCUUUUCUUUCCUUUUUUCUUUUUUCUUUCUUUUCUUUCUUUCCUUUCUUUCUUUUUCUUUCUUCUUCUUUCUUUUUUUUUUGUUUUUUUUCUUAUUUCUCUUUCUUUUGUCUCCUUUGUCAACCCAUACCCCUUUAAGUACUUAA